UCAGAAAACAUGCAAUCUGAGGUUUUCUAUUGACACUGUAUUAUUUGAUAUUUUGUUAUUUUGGUCAUCUUAUUUACAAGAAAGUGUGAAUAAGAAAAAUAUACAAUAAAUAGUAAUGUAAAUGUCUUCUACUCGUAGUACCUAAGUUAGAAUAAGGAAAACGAAACGGUUAUGUGCCAAUCUCAUUGUAAAAUAAUUUAUGAAGAACAAAAUAUAAAGUUACGCAAGAAAUAUACAUAGUUUUAUGGAAAUCGUUUUGGUUAUAAAAAAAAUGUUUAUGUUACCUCCCAAUACAACUAGAACUCGAUGCGUUGACGUUGAAGCAUAAUCGACUUAUUGACUUGACUAAUGUCAAGUACAAGUCACUGUGAGAACGUGAUUACACCGUGUUUUAUUUUGUUUUCCGUAGUUUCGACAUGUUGUUAGGUUCAUUAUCAGGAACCACCCGGUAUAUCACUUUUAGUUAAAUUCGAAAAAAAUUAUUUUUGAUUGUUUUCAUACCUACACAAUAAAUGAAGUAGGUAAUUAAUAAGCCGUCUGCUAGGAGUUGUAUGGGGCUCAGGCUACUGGAGGCGAACCCCAACGUGAAGCGGCUGUACGACGACCUGCUGAGCAACUACAACCGGCUGAUCCGGCCCGUCACCAACGUGUCCGACAUACUCACGGUGCGCCUCGGCCUCAAGUUGUCGCAGCUCAUGGAGGUCAACCUGAAGAACCAAGUCAUGACUACCAAUCUCUGGGUGGAGCAGAAAUGGUUCGACUACAAGCUGCAGUGGAACCCGGACGAGUACGGCGGCGUGGAGAUGCUGUACGUGCCCUCGGAGCACAUCUGGCUGCCCGACAUCGUGCUCUACAAUAACUGGGAUGGCAAUUACGAAGUAACGCUGAUGACCAAAGCCACGAUCAAGUACACUGGGGAAGUGAACUGGAAGCCGCCGGCCAUCUACAAGUCCUCGUGCGAGAUCAACGUCGAGUACUUCCCCUUCGACGAGCAGACCUGCUUCAUGAAGUUCGGCUCCUGGACGUACAGCGGCUUUCAGGUGGACCUGAAGCACAUGGACCAGCCGGCGGGCAGCAGCCUGGUGCACGUGGGCAUCGACCUCAGCGAGUUCUACCUCUCCGUGGAGUGGGACAUUCUAGAAGUACCGGCUACGAGGAACGAGGAGUACUACCCGUGCUGCCCUAACGAACCCUUCUCCGACAUAACCUUCAAACUGACCAUGCGACGAAAGACGCUGUUCUACACCGUCAACCUCAUCAUUCCCUGCGUCGGCCUCACCUUCCUCACUGUACUCGUGUUCUAUCUACCUUCGGACUCUGGCGAGAAGAUCUCACUGUGCAUCUCCAUCCUGGUGUCGCUGACGGUGUUCUUCCUGGGCCUGGCGGAGAUCAUCCCGCCCACCUCGCUGGCCAUCCCUCUGCUCGGGAAGUACCUGCUCUUCACCAUGAUACUCGUUUCCCUCAGUGUCUGGGUCACGGUCUGCAUACUCAACGUGCAUUUCAGGUCCCCAUCAACCCACACCAUGUCGCCGUGGAUGAAGAAGCUGUUCCUGCAGCUGAUGCCGAAGCUGCUGAUGAUGCGGCGCACCAAGUACUCGCUGCCGGAGUACGACGACACCUUCGUCUCCAACGGGUACACCAACGAGCUCGAGAUGAGCCGCGACAGCCUGACUGAUGCCUUCGGUGACAGCAAAAAUGAGGACAACGGCGACUACAGGAAGUCUCCCAACCCUGAAGAUGACAUGAUGGCCGCCGGGGGACAUCAAAGACCUUCAGUAACGGAAUCUGAGAACAUGCUGCCCCGCCACCUGUCGCCGGAGGUGGCCGCCGCGCUGCAGAGCGUGCGCUUCAUCGCGCAGCACAUCAAGGAUGCCGACAAGGACAAUGAGGUGGUGGAAGACUGGAAGUUCAUGUCGAUGGUGCUGGACCGGUUCUUCCUGUGGCUGUUCACGAUCGCGUGCUUCGUGGGCACGUUCGGCAUCAUCUUCCAGUCGCCGUCGCUGUACGACACGCGCGUGCCCGUCGACCAGCAGCUCUCCUCCAUCCCCAUGCGGAAGACCAACUUCUUCUACCCCAAGGGGGUCGAGACUAUUGGCAUUGUCAGUUAAAUUGUACUGGGCAUUCAUGAAAUGUAACCUUCCUUUCUAGGUUAUGUAUUUAUCAUGUCAACUCUAGGACGUCGUCUGAUGAACAUAGGCCUCCCUUUUGGACCUCCAUAUACAGGGUGUACCAAGACUAUGGGACAUGAACGGAAAGUACCUUAAAUAUCGUAGAUAGGGUAUUUUCCUAAAAGAAGACUUUAUUUUAUUUUUAAAACUAAGUAAAACUGCAUUCAUAG
Leguminivora glycinivorella is the source of this 2338-nucleotide messenger RNA. It is a transcript of the gene nAChRbeta2, whose product is annotated as acetylcholine receptor subunit beta-like 2. Gene Ontology annotation, molecular function: transmembrane signaling receptor activity; acetylcholine-gated monoatomic cation-selective channel activity. Lineage: Eukaryota; Metazoa; Arthropoda; Insecta; Lepidoptera; Tortricidae. Bases 552 to 2108 code for a protein of 518 amino acids. The record is from RefSeq and is a predicted model, not a curated record. Gene Ontology annotation, biological process: nervous system process; regulation of membrane potential; signal transduction. Gene Ontology annotation, cellular component: synapse; neuron projection; postsynaptic membrane. The transcript has 12 exons.